AUGUUUUCAAUCAAGUCUCUCUACGCUGCUGUCAUGUUGAUCAUGCAGGUUGUCCUCACCGCGUUGAUCGCGGUCACUGUCUACAUCACUUGUAUCGUCAUUCAGUACCUCGUUAGCCGAGUUCUCAAUGGCGAUAAAGACACCAAGGUCGACGCCGUCUCUUCAUCAUCCGAGUCGCUGGCCGACUCCACCACCAUCGCCGCCUCAUCCUCGCUUGAUACCCCUAUCUCGGCGACCGCGCAGGACGCGGCGCCCACCAAGCGAACCAAGGCCAAACAGCCGCGCACAACCCCCACCCCUCAGCCCAGACAGUCCCACAUCACGUCGGGCGAGAUGCUGGUCACCUACUACCGCCGGCCCAACCUCUUCCGCGCAUCGACCUACACCAGCCUGUACGGCUCGAUGGUCGCCUCCAUGCGCAUGAACCGCACUCCCUCCAUCGAGUCCGAGUAUUCCGUGUUAUACAUCCCCUCGACCGCAUCCACCACGUCCUCUUCAUCCGCCCCGUCCACCUCUGCGCCGUCCGCUUCAUCCACCUCAUCCACCCGCCCGCAGAGGCCCAAGGGCCCCACCCGCCGCCACGCCUUCUUCCGCCUCCCCACCUCCUGCAGGAUCACGCGCAAGUCCGUCGCCGCCGCCCUGCAGCGCCCCAAGACCCUCUUCCGCCGCCCCGCCUUCCUCCGCCUUCCGACCCAGUUCAGACUCUCGCGCAAGUCAAAGGCGGAGAGCGCAGCGCCGCGGCCCACACCCACACGUGGCCUCGCGACCUGCGAGGUCCCCACCAUGCAGAGCCUCGAACUCUCCCUCAUCCCCCGCCCUGCGGUCAUCGAGCGCAUGUCCGCCCCUGUCUCGGUGCCCGAGCCCAGAACAGUCCAGAGGCCGACGCUCGCGCGCCGCCUCGCGUUCCGGGACACCUCCAGGGCGCAGCUCAUCGACUGCCUCAUCCGCCUUGACGUCCGCCUCCCCCGCUCGGUGCUCGAGCACUCUGCGACGGCACAGCGGCCCAAGCUCGUGCGCCGCGACGCGGGUUCCCUACUCACAAAGUCGAUGAUGACCGUCGCGAUCAAGCGCCCCACCACUCUCGUGCGCCGCGACGCGAUCCGCUGCCUCCCGUUGGCGGUAACCACUCCUUCCGCACCGCACACCGCUAUCAUCCGCCGCGACGCGCGCCCCUGCCUCCCGACAGGGCUGAAGACGACUCUGGCACAGAGGCCCACCAUCGUCCGCCGCGACGCUUGCCACGACCUCCUGACAGCGCUGAAAUUGACUCUGUCGCAGCGGCCUGUCAUCAUCCGCCGCGACGCGUGCCUUUACCUUCCUGCAGCGCCGAAGUCUGCCCCGGCACAGAGACCGCAGACGCUCAUACGCCGCCAUGCGCACCGCAUCCUUCCUGCCUGUGCGCGCACCCCUUCCCCCUGA
Heterobasidion irregulare TC 32-1 is the source of this 1419-nucleotide messenger RNA. RefSeq lists its product as uncharacterized. The record is from RefSeq and is a predicted model, not a curated record. NCBI's taxonomy places the organism in Eukaryota, Fungi, Basidiomycota, Agaricomycetes, Russulales, Bondarzewiaceae. The transcript has 2 exons. Bases 1 to 1419 code for a protein of 472 amino acids.